CAGGAGGCGAACCUUCCCCCCCCUCUGCUCAGACCCCCCCUUCUGUGGAGGGAAAGUGGCCUUUCCCUUUUCCACCCACCCGUGUUUGCAGAAGAGGCCAUGGACUUUCCUGAGCCAGAGAAGGUCACAUCAGACCCAGAAUGGAUCAAGCAGGAGGAGGACUCAGAUGCCACUCCAUUGGGAGAUGGAGUGUGGAUUCCAGCAAUAUGUUCUCCAUCCUUUCAUUGUGGUGAGGUGGAAGCAGCUUCUGUUUGGCUGGAUCAGGUGACUUUUGAAGAUGUGGCUGUGUAUUUCACCGAGGAGGAGUGGAGCUUGUUGGAUCCAGACCAAAGGGCCCUGCACAGGGAAGUCAUGGAGGAGAAUUGGAGGAUGGUGGCCUCCCUGGAAGAGCAAGACUCGGCUGGCCCACGGGCAUCAAGAGAGCCUCUUGCAACCCAGGCUGGGAGCAGUGAGGAAUUCUGGGAAAGGACUAUGCAGAAGGCCCUGGGAGGAGAAAGGCAGGAUGCAGGAGAACCAGGCGGGGUGUUGUUCCAAACAGCCAGAUGUAAAGAAGAGGAACAGGAGAGCACAAUACCUGAAGCUAAACAGAAGGGGAGGAAGGAAUCCUCUGCUUCUCAAGAUGGUGACGUCUGUAAAAUCUCAGACAAAGAAAAGAAGGGCAAAGGAAAAGAAAGGAAUCAGUGCCCUAUGUGUGGGAAAAGGUUCAAAUGGAAAUCGAGACUUGAUGCUCACCAUAAAGUCCACACAGGAGAGAAGCCAUUUAAAUGUUUGGAGUGUGGAAAGAGCUUCAGUGAAAAGUCAAACCUCAAUAGUCAUCGAAGAAUCCACACGGGGGUGAAACCAUUUAAAUGUCUGGAGUGUGGGAAGAGCUUUAAUAGGAAAGGGACCCUUGUUUUUCAUCAAAGAAUCCACACAGGGGAGAAGCCAUAUAAAUGCAAAUGGUGUGGAAAGAGCUUUAGACAGAAGAGCAAUCUCACUACUCAUGAAAAAAUCCACACAGGGGAGAGUCCUUUUAAAUGCCUAGAGUGUGGAAAGAGCUUUAUCAGCAAACAGUCCCUUAUUUCACAUCAAAGAAUUCACACUGGCAUGAAACCUUUUACAUGCCUGGAGUGUGGAAAGAGCUUUAUUGGCAAAUACUCCCUUAUUUCACAUCAAAGCAUUCAUACAGGGGAGAAACCUUUUACAUGCUUGGAGUGUGGAAAGAGCUUCACUAGCAAACACUCUCUUAUUUCACAUCAAAGCAUUCAUACAAGGGAGAAACCUUUUAAAUGUCUGGAGUGUGGAAAGUGCUUGAUUCGCAAAUACUCCCUUAUAUUACAUAAAAGAAUGCACACUGGGGAGAAACCAUUUAAAUGUUUGGAGUGCGAGAAGAGUUUCACUAGCAAGCGCUCCCUUAUUUCACAUCAAAGCAUUCAUACAGGCAAGAACACUUUUAAAUGCCUGGAAUGUGGAAAGAGCUUUAUUUUUAAACACUCCCUUACGUUACAUCAAAACAUUCACACAGAAGAGAACCCUUUUAAAUGCCUGGAGUGUGGAAAGAGCUUUAUUAGCAAGCACUCCCUUAUUUCACAUCAGAGAAUUCACACAGGAGAGAACCCUUUUAAAUGCCUGGAGUGUGGAAAGAGCUUUAUUGGCAAAUACUCCCUUAUCUCACAUCAAAGCACCCACACAGGGGAGAAACCUUUUAAAUGCCUGGAGUGUGGAAAAAGUUUCACUAGCAAACGCUCCCUUAUUUCACAUCAGAAAAUUCAUACAGGAGAAAACCUUUUUAAAUGCCUGGAGUGUGGAAAGAGCUUUAUUAGCAAGCCCUCCCUUAUUUCACAUCAGAGAAUUCACACAGGAGAGAACCCUUUUAAAUGCCUGGAGUGUGGAAAGAGCUUUAUUGGCAAGUACUCCCUUAUCUCACAUCAAAGCACCCACACAGGGGAAAAACCUUUUAAAUGCCUGGAGUGUGGAAAAAGUUUCACUAGCAAACGCUCCCUUAUUUCACAUCAGAAAAUUCAUACAGGAGAAAACCUUUUUAAAUGCCUGGAGUGUGGAAAGAGCUUUAUUAGCAAGCCCUCCCUUAUUUCACAUCAGAGAAUUCACACAGGAGAGAACCCUUUUAAAUGCCUGGAGUGUGGAAAGAGCUUUAUUCGCAAACACUCUCUUAUUUCACAUCAGAGCAUUCACACAGGGGAGAAACCUUUUAAAUGCCUGGAGUGUGGAAAAAGUUUCACUAGCAAACGCUCCCUUAUUUCACAUCAGAAAAUUCAUACAGGAGAAAACCUUUUUAAAUGCCUGGAGUGUGGAAAGAGCUUUAUUAGCAAGCCCUCCCUUAUUUCACAUCAGAGAAUUCACACAGGAGAGAACCCUUUUAAAUGCCUGGAGUGUGGAAAGAGCUUUAUUCGCAAACACUCUCUUAUUUCACAUCAGAGCAUUCACACAGGGGAGAAACCUUUUAAAUGCCUGGAGUGUGGAAAAAGUUUCACUAGCAAACGCUCCCUUAUUUCACAUCAGAAAAUUCAUACAGGAGAAAACCUUUUUAAAUGCCUGGAGUGUGGAAAGAGCUUUAUUAGCAAGCACUCCCUUAUUUCACAUCAGAGAAUUCACACAGGAGAGAACCCUUUUAGAUGCCUGGAGUGUGGAAAGAGCUUUAUUCGCAAACACUCUCUUAUUUCACAUCAGAGCAUUCACACAGGGGAGAAACCUUUUAAAUGCCUGGAGUGUGGAAAAAGUUUCACUAGCAAACGCUCCCUUAUUUCACAUCAGAAAAUUCAUACAGGAGAAAACCUUUUUAAAUGCCUGGAGUGUGAUAAAAGGUUUAUUAUCAAACGCUCACUUAUGUUACAUCAAAACAUUCACACAGAAGAGAACCCUUUUAAAUGCCUGGAGUGUGGAAAGAGCUUUAUUGGCAAACACUCUCUUAUUUCACAUCAGAGCAUUCACACAGGGGAGAAACCUUUUAAAUGCCUGGAGUGUGGAAAGAGCUUUAUUCGCAAACACUCUCUUAUUUCACAUCGGAGCAUUCACACAGGGGAGAAACCUUUUAAAUGCCUGGAGUGUGGAAAGAGCUUUAUUGGCAAAUACUCUCUUAUUUCACAUCAGAGCAUUCACACAGGGGAGAAACCUUUUAAAUGCCUGGAGUGUGGAAAAAGUUUCACUAGCAAACGCUCCCUUAUUUCACAUCAGAAAAUUCAUACAGGAGAAAACCUUUUUAAAUGCCUGGAGUGUGGAAAGAGCUUUAUUAGCAAGCACUCCCUUAUUUCACAUCAGAGAAUUCACACAGGAGAGAACCCUUUUAAAUGCCUGGAGUGUGGAAAGAGCUUUAUUCGCAAACACUCUCUUAUUUCACAUCAGAGCAUUCACACAUGGGAAAAACCUUUUAAAUGCCUGGAGUGUGGAAAAAGUUUCACUAGCAAACACUCCCUUAUUUCACAUCAGAAAAUUCAUACAGGAGAAAACCUUUUUAAAUGCCUGGAGUGUGAUAAAAGCUUUAUUAUCAAACGCUCACUUAUGUUACAUCAAAACAUUCACACAGAAGAGAACCCUUUUAAAUGCCUGGAGUGUGGAAAGAGCUUUAUUGGCAAACACUCUCUUAUUUCACAUCAGAGCAUUCACACAGGGGAGAAACCUUUUAAAUGCCUGGAGUGUGGAAAGAGCUUUAUUCGCAAACACUCUCUUAUUUCACAUCAGAGCAUUCACACAGGGGAGAAACCUUUUAAAUGCCUGGAGUGUGGAAAGAGCUUUAUUCGCAAACACUCUCUUAUUUCACAUCAGAGCAUUCACACAGGGGAGAAACCUUUUAAAUGCCUGGAGUGUGGAAAGAGCUUUAUUCGCAAAGGCUCUCUCAUUUCACAUCAAAGCAUUCAUACAUGAGAGAACCCUUUUAAAUGCUGGAGUGUGAAAAUACUUUCAGGAAGAUCAGGGAUCUUAAUAGCCAUAAAAUAACUCAUGAAGAACCAGAAAUUUUAGAAUGUGAAGUGAAAGCUGCUCUUAAAAUUCUUGGAAGAAACAAAUCACCAGGAAUAGACGGCAUACCAAUAGAGUUGCUACAAGCUACUGAGACUGAAUCGGUCCAAAUUUUGACAAAAAUGUGUCAAGAAAUAUGAAAAACUAAACAAUGGCCCACAGACUGGAAGCGUUUAAUAUAUAUCCCACUUCCAAAGAAAGGGGAUCCCAGAGAAUGCAGUAAUUACCGAACUAUUGCCUUAAUAUCCCAUGCAAGUAAAGUAAUGCUCAAGAUUCUACAACAAAGGCUCUUACCGUAUAUGGAGCGAGAAAUGCCAGACGUCCAAACUGGAUUUAGAAAGGGAAGAGGCACCAGAGAUCAUAUCGUAAACAUACAUUGGAUAAUGGAACGGAACAAGGAAUUUCAGAAGAAAAUCACCCUGUGCUUUAUAGAUUACAGCAAA
Rhineura floridana is the source of this 4394-nucleotide messenger RNA. RefSeq names its product zinc finger protein 850-like. The record is from RefSeq and is a predicted model, not a curated record. Gene Ontology annotation, molecular function: RNA polymerase II cis-regulatory region sequence-specific DNA binding; DNA-binding transcription factor activity, RNA polymerase II-specific. Bases 100 to 3858 code for a protein of 1252 amino acids. Gene Ontology annotation, biological process: regulation of transcription by RNA polymerase II. The transcript has 5 exons. Lineage: Eukaryota; Metazoa; Chordata; Lepidosauria; Squamata; Rhineuridae.